Molecule: messenger RNA, 1014 nt
Organism: Penicillium cataractarum
Lineage: Eukaryota; Fungi; Ascomycota; Eurotiomycetes; Eurotiales; Aspergillaceae
Product: putative JmjC domain protein
Exons: 2
Coding region: 1-1014 (337 amino acids)
Molecular function (GO): 2-oxoglutarate-dependent dioxygenase activity
Source: RefSeq, a predicted model, not a curated record
AUGAAGCUCCAGCCAUGGACACAGAGCAAUUGGGUCCUGAGAAGACUCUCGCACCCGUUUCCUCCUAGCCUCCUACAGCCAGCUCAUGGCUCGCGCAACUUCUCCGUCUCCUUGACCCGUCCGUACCGCACACUCGAAGCCAUUCAAUACGUCGACGUCGAUACAUUCCGACAGCAAUAUUUUGCCCCCGAGCACCCCGUUGUCCUACCACGCGCUCAAUUUCGUGACCUGCCCGCCGUGAAGAAUUGGUUUGAAAGCACCAAUACCCGACCAAGCGCGACCAGCCACCCAACGACUCGAUUGAACCUGGAAUACCUCGAAAAGCAUGCCGCCGACGCGUUUGUCCCGCUAGAGCUUACAGAGCUAGCAGUCUCUAGUUCAUGUGGCAAUAAAAAUGGCAACAUGUCGCAGCAAGCUACUGCGUCGGACGUCGUAAGCUUCCGACAGUUCCACGCACCGGUGACGCUGUUCCUCGAAUGGAUGCGCACGGCCGAGACAUCUCCGCAGUCAACGCGACUCUAUCUCGCACAAUGCCAGCUUCUCGACCUGCCUCAAGUUCUUCGCGACGAUUUUCCAACACCGGAUAUUGUUGCAAAGGCCGGAAAGGGUGAUAUUUACGAUACAAAUGUGUGGAUUGGACACCCUCCUACGUACACCCCGCUCCAUCGCGACCCGAACCCAAACCUCUUCGUCCAGCUGGCUGGACGGAAGGUCGUGCGAUUAUUAGCGCCCUCGGAGGGACAGGCGCUCUUCUCUUCUAUACGGCGGCAGCUAGGAAAGAGUGGAGGCAAGGAUGCGGCUGCCAUGCGUGGGGAGGAGAUGAUGCAGGGUCAAGAACGGGUUUUGCUGGAUGAACGGGUAUGGGGUGACUCGGCUUCUGCAGGCUCGGAAGGGUCUGGCUACGAGGCGCAUUUGGAGGCUGGCGAUGGCCUAUUCAUUCCGAAAGGAUGGUGGCAUAGCAUUAAAGGCGUUGGAGAGGGAGUGACUGCAUCGGUCAAUUGGUGGUUUCGAUAG